This is a messenger RNA of Theobroma umbraticum, 985 nucleotides long. RefSeq lists its product as uncharacterized. Lineage: Eukaryota; Viridiplantae; Streptophyta; Magnoliopsida; Malvales; Malvaceae. Gene Ontology annotation, cellular component: endoplasmic reticulum. The record is from RefSeq and is a predicted model, not a curated record.
UAUCUGAUAGGCGGUAAUCUCAAAUGUAUGACUUCUAAUCCUCUAUCAGACAGGGACAGAACCGCAAAAUCAAUUCAAACUAUUCUUUAAUACAACUAACUUACGGAAAGUAAUAAAUUAUUUGGCAGGAUUCGGCUGCAUUUACUGAUAUAAUAAUUUAGUCACAGGGAAGACUGCAUAUCCUCUUCGGCUGCAUUUACUGAUAUAAUAAUUUAGUCACAGGAAAGACUGCAUAUCCUCUCCGCCAACAAAUCCAGAACUUAGAUCCAAUCUCGUUUUCCCUUCCCAUCUCUUCCUCUCUUCUCUUUGUUGAAAACUCAAAACAACGACAAUGGGAGCUCUACGCAAGGUGGUGGACGCGAUUCUAUUGCUAAUGUUGGUGCUAAUCUCGGUGGUGGCUCCCUUGCUUGACUCGCAGUCUGUUUUACCAGAGCAUAUCCCAGACCUGCUGGUUCGUUUGAAUAAGUGGUAUGCAGGCGAGUACCAAGACAUUUUCCUGCUGGAGAAGCCCCAUUUUUUCAAGGCCCUGCUCUGGCUGGAGCUUGUUUUCCAGUGGCCUCUCGCUGUGCUUAACGUUUAUGGGAUGUUGGCCUCCAAGCCUUGGUUCAACAGCACCUGCCUUAUCUUCGGUGCCUCUCUUGUUACGUCCAUGGCUGCUAUAUUAGGGGAGUUGCUGGGAUCCCCCAAGGCAUCAGAUAAACUGUUGAUGGUUUACUCCCCUUUCAUGGGAUUUGGUAUUUUAGCCAUGCUGCGAGGGCUGGUUCCACACUCCGGCAAGGCUGCUCCAACCACUGGCAAAGGACCAGCACUGGCUAGGAAAAAGAGGGCUUGAGCUAGCAAACAGAACUAGCUCUUCUUCAAAGUUGGUUAUUCUUUCUUGUCAUAUUUACAACAUAAUCGGUUUCUUUUGUAUGAUUAUUGCCCGAUUAUAAGUGCUUCUAUCUGGCUAAUGGAGAAAUGAAACUUGGACUUCCUUUUUCUCACG